AUAAUAUACCAUUGUGUAUGAUAUCUAGCAAGUACUCUGCCACCUUAGUAGCGAAUGUACAUCCUUUGCGCAAAUACACACGUUUUAUUAAAUGUUGUCACACAAAGUAUAGCUUAAGUCAAUAAAUAAAACUGCAAAAGACACAACAAAUGUAUUUAUAUUUUAAUGUUAGUUCGUUAUUUUGACUUCGGUGACAAAAGUCGUUAUAUUCUACGCGUACUUCAUUUAAAUUAAAUUAUCUAAACUAUUAUGCAUUUUAAGAGUAUUGUAAUUCUCUGCGUGGUGUAUUUCUUUACAUCAGUAUGGAGCACUGGACUAGAUGAGAGUCAAUUAAGAACAUGUAUUCAAUUAUACAACAAUCGCGAAAAUCCACUAUGUAUACAGGAAAUAACAAACCUAUUGGCGACCGAAUGUGGAAUUCAAAGUCCAGAAAAUGUUUUUGAAAAUAAUCCAGAAAAGCUCGAUUAUAUACAAUUGAACAACUUAUUUUUGGCGUUGGCGUAUAAAGGAACAUCUCACAACUUUGAGCAUAAAAUGCUGACGCCUUUGGAAACAGACUUAUACCUCAAAAUGUUCACUAGAAACGUCGAAAAUUCAAAACAACCUGGGCACCUUACUCGUUAUCAACUAUCAGUUGUAUUUGAUCACUUAUGUCUUAAUGUAGAAGAGAAGAUAAAAGCCGAAAAUGUAGCUAAUGAAAUUAUAGGUGAUGAUCCAAUUAACGCACCGGAGUUCUUGUUGAUCAUGUUCAAAAUUUUACCGGAAGGCAAUGGUCUAAACAAAUCACAAAUAAAAGAGUUUAUUAAUUCGUAUAGAUUGCAUGAAACUCAAUCUGGCAGUUUUGAUCGUUUAAAAAUUCAAAAUAUCUUUAAAGAUUUUCAUAUGGUUGAUAAGGCGUACGAAGAUUUAAUGCUAUUUGAAUUUUACCGACCCGUUGCUAUAGAGUUGAUGGAGUUGAUGCUAGUCACAGCAGUGCGGUCUAGGACAGUUAACGAAAAUGAUAAGGCGUUAAGUAUAAAUGAGGUCAGAUUAUUGAUAUCUGUAUACACAAAAUUUGACACAGACCAAGACGGUUUACUCUCCAGUAAUGAAGCGAAAACGUUCCUGGAAGUUUUUUACCCGAAUGAGUCAACAUCUAGUUUCGAUGGUAUAGAAAUAAACGUGGCGGAAUACUUGAUGUUCUGCUUUUAUAGAAAAAUGGAAAGGAAUUUAGAUAUUGAUUUCGUUAUGAAUAAAUUAAAUAUAUAAUUUUAAUUGUUACUAAUAUAAACAAUAAAUAUA
This is a messenger RNA of Adelges cooleyi (spruce gall adelgid), 1281 nucleotides long. RefSeq lists its product as uncharacterized. The transcript has 10 exons. Gene Ontology annotation, molecular function: calcium ion binding. The record is from RefSeq and is a predicted model, not a curated record. Bases 250 to 1248 code for a protein of 332 amino acids. Lineage: Eukaryota; Metazoa; Arthropoda; Insecta; Hemiptera; Adelgidae.